UUCUUUUCUCUCCUUUGCGCUUCCACUCGGGCGUCUUUGGUAACGGACACGGUAGAGGAGACUUUAAACAUGGAGAGCACAGGUUCAGGCCCUGGGGAGCCUUCUGCAUUAGAAGCUCGAGGGUCGACGGACGAUCGCCUUUUCCUGGUUAAAGGUGGAAUUUUCCUUGGUUCUGCAGCAGCAGCAGGAAUGCUAGCCGGAUUUGUUACGACAUUGUCAUUAGCUAAAAAGAAAAGCCCUGAAUGGUUUAAUAAGGGCACCAUGGCCACGGCCGCCUUGCCAGAGAGUGGCUCUUCCCUUGCCCUGCGAGCCCUGGGCUGGGGUUCUCUUUAUGCCUGGUGUGGGGUCGGUGUGAUCAGCUUUGCCGUCUGGAAAGCUUUAGGAGUUCACAGUAUGAAGGACUUUCGGAGUAAGAUGCAGUCCAUAUUUCCACCAAUCCCCAAGAACCCCGAGUCAGCAGUUGAGUGGGAGGAAGUCCUGGAAUCGAAAUGACGUGGGCGUGGGCAUGGUGACUCCGGAAUAGCUCCAGGAACCGCCACGUCUGAGAAGGGGCUGGGGCAGCUCCUCUCGAGGAACGCGUGCAGGUGGCUGGCGAGCCCAUAGGCUACAGCGGCUCUGUAUCUACAGCACAGGGCGGGAAUGCUUUCUGAAAGCUAAGA
Molecule: messenger RNA, 659 nt
Organism: Acomys russatus (golden spiny mouse)
Lineage: Eukaryota; Metazoa; Chordata; Mammalia; Rodentia; Muridae
Gene: Tmem242
Product: transmembrane protein 242
Exons: 4
Coding region: 70-492 (140 amino acids)
Source: RefSeq, a predicted model, not a curated record